Messenger RNA from Brassica oleracea var. oleracea, 1371 nucleotides. RefSeq lists its product as uncharacterized. The record is from RefSeq and is a predicted model, not a curated record. The transcript has 2 exons. The coding region runs from base 1 to 1371 and encodes 456 amino acids. Lineage: Eukaryota; Viridiplantae; Streptophyta; Magnoliopsida; Brassicales; Brassicaceae.
AUGGCAGAGGAAGAGGACACGAAAGAAGAUGAGUUCUUGGCGAAGAUAACUGAUGCUGAAACCCCAUUAUAUCCAAGCUGUGCAAACCAUAGCAAGCUAUCUGCAAUCGUCUCACUAUUUAAACUGAAGACUACGAAUGGGUGGUCAGACAAGAGCUUCAACGAUCUACUGGAGACAUUGCCCGAGAUGUUACCAGUGGAUAACAUUCUUCAUUCAUCAUUGUACGAAGUGAAGAAAUUCCUGAAGUCUUUUGAUAUGGGUUAUGAGAAGAUUCACGCGUGUGUCAAUGACUGUUGUCUAUUCAGAAAGAGGUUGAAGAAGCUCGACAAUUGUCCUAAAUGCAAGGCUUCAAGGUGGAAGAUUAAUCUGCAUACUGGUGAGGUCAAGAAAGGUGUCCCACAUAAGGUAUUAAGAUACUUUCCAAUAAUCCCAAGGCUGAAGAGGAUGUUCAGGUCUCAAGAAAUGGCAACAAACUUAAGGUGGCAUGCUAGUAACAAGAGCAGCGACGGGAAACUCAGACACCCCGUAGAUUCUGUGACAUGGAAACAAAUGGACGCCAAAUAUCCCAAAUUUGCUGCUGAAGAAAGAAACAUACGGCUGGGGCUCUCCACGGAUGGGUUUAAUCCUUUCAGCAUGCAGAACAUCAAGUACAGUUGUUGGCCAGUGCUGCUAGUGAACUACAAUUUGCCUCCUAAUCUAUGUAUGAAGAAGGAGAAUAUCAUGCUAACCUUGCUCAUUCCUGGUCCACAACAGCCGGGUAACAGUAUUGACGUCUACUUAGAGUCAUUAAUAGAGGAUUUGAACCAGUUGUGGAGCAAAGGAGAGUCUGCAUAUGAUGUGUUGAGUAAUUCCGUGUUUACUCUCAAAGCAAUGCUGCUAUGGACUAUUAGCGAUUUCCCUGCCUACGGAAAUCUUGCUGGAUGCAAAGUGAAGGGUAAAAUGGGUUGUCCUGUAUGCGGAAAACACACUGAUAGUGUGUGGAUGAAGUUCUGCAGGAAGCAUGUUUAUAUGUCCCAUAGAAAGGGUCUCCCACCAACGCAUAGGUAUCGUUCAAAGAAGUCUUGGUUUGAUGGACACACAGAACAUGGGAAUAAGUGUAGAAUACUAUCUGGUCAAGACAUUUCCAGUAACCUGAAGAACUUUGUCAACAAUUUUGGGAAUGUUAAAGAAUCUGGAGCGAAGAGAAAGAGGACAUUCAGUGUUGAAGAAGACUGUGACAUGGGAGACGAUUCUAGUGAAUCCGAGGCAGAGGAAGAAGAUGAAGUUGAUGAGGAAGAGUUGUCAAGAUGGAAGAAAAGGUUGAUAUUCUUUCAACUUCCUUAUUGGGAGGGAUAUUUUUCCAACUGCCUUAUUGGGAGGAACUCCCUGUGA